AUGAGCUCUUUAUCUAAAGAAUCAGAAGUGCCAAGCUAUAAUAGUAACAAUGAUUAUUAUAGUUAUCAUGAUAGUAACUAUGAUAAUCAUAAUUAUAAUAAUGACAAUAAUAACUAUAAUUAUGAUUAUAAUAACAACUAUAAUCACGAUAAUAAUCAUGGUAAUAGCUCUAAUAUUAAUAAUAGUAGUACUAGCAACAAACAAAACAAUAAAGAUAGUGAG
Molecule: messenger RNA, 222 nt
Organism: Dentiscutata erythropus
Lineage: Eukaryota; Fungi; Glomeromycota; Glomeromycetes; Diversisporales; Gigasporaceae
Source: the annotation of a GenBank genome assembly